AAUUCAAGCAAGUGGCGCGUGCAGUGUGCUGUGCUAGCGAGAGUAGCGGAGUAGAUUCAGUGUGCAGAUGACUGGCAAAAUAGCGAGUUCCCGUUCCCAAUUUGGUGGCAAUUUCUCAAUUUUCUUGGCCCGGGAUUUACUUUCGAGUGCGCUGCGUAGAUCGGUGUUUUUUUUUCGUUUGCUUCACACGGCCAAGUGACGUCGAACGGAAAAUAUACGACACGACUCUUCUGCUUUUCCGCGUGGUUAAUGUGCUUAUUUUUUAUGUGAGUGCGACAGGCAGUGACCAGAAAAUAACUCUAAACUAUGCGACUAUUGCUGAUGCAACUAGAAGAAAUAGUGAUGCAAACAGAACCGAAAGUGGCAGCCAAACACGAAACUCUCCAACAAGUAACAAGGUUUCCACAGCCCCAUAUGUGGCAGCAACAUCAGUGUAACUAGCAGCAAGACAAACAGUAAGCAGCAACAAACAAACACGGCAGCCGCAACAUCAGUACUUGGAGCAACAAGCACCCACACAAGGCUGUGUGCAACUGCAACAGGCAGUGCAACAUGCUGCUGGCGGCAAUCGGAAACCAGGAAAACAUGCUACCGCCCUCCGGAGCAGCAAUCAAGCGAAAGACCGAUCCAGAGCAUCAGCAGCAACGCAAGCAGCACAGGAGCAACAUCCUCGGAUGCAGCAACAACAUCAACAACAACAACAACAACAGUAGCAGCAGCUGCAGCAUCAACACCAGCGACAAUCGACAACUUCAGCGGCAGCAGGGCAAAAUGUAUUACAACUCCAAUUCGCGACCCUUUUGGAGGAAAUGCAGAUCGGCUGCCCCAACGAAUCCAAUGGCCACAAUCCCCACUAACUACGACUUGUGCAACGCAGCAGCCGUAGCAGCAGCAGCAGCAACAUAUGACAAAAUGCAGCGUUGCAACCAGAACAGCAGCAGCAGCACCAGCAACAUUACGACGACCAGCAACAUCGGCGGUGGCAGCAACAAACGCUGCCCUCAGAAGUACACCGGCAACAAUAACCUAGCCGCCACCAGCGGCAUGUUGGCCUAUCAGCAGCACGCCACUGCCUCCUCGGCAGCAACGUUGCAGCACGGCAGCAGCGCCGGUGGCAAGAACUCCUCUCGCAAGAGUCGCUACAACAGCAACAAGCAGAGUCAGCAGCAGCAGCAUCAGCAGCAGCAGUUUGAGCACAUCCAGAAGCGGAAUGGAGCCGCUGGAGGAAGCGCCGGAAGCGAGUGCUCUCCCACGCCACCCACAUCGACCUGGCUCGAACGGGGCUACGGACGCCGGUUGGCCCAUUCUUCAUGCAUCGAAGACAAAUUCCUAGGCCAGCACAAUCCGGGCCAUCGCAAUAGCACCAGCAGCGAGGCGACCAGCGAGGACAUAGACUCCACUAGCGAGCUCCUGAACAAACCGAAGGGCAACUCAAGCGCCGGCAGCAACACCUUCCACAACCAUGUGGCAGGCAGCAGCAAGAGUCGAUCGAAGCGCCAGCAAAAGCCGUCCGGCCAGCAGACUCGCAAUCCUGACCAGAAUGGCCAGAGGACCGGAGCAGCUGGCCCCAUUGCGGGCCAGAAGGUCAAGCAGGCGAAUGCCAAGUGGCGCCAGCAGCAGCCCAAUCCCAGCAGCAACAACAGCCAGCAGCAGCAGCAACAACAGCAGCAGCAGCAGCAGCAACAGCAGAAGCGCGGCAGGAACAAGAAGUCCGCAAAGUGCAGCAGCAGCAUCAACAAUUCCGACAGCAACAUGGUCAAACACGGCGGCAACGGUCAGCGGAAGACUUGCGACAGCAGCUCCUCCUCUGCGCUGAGCUCGCCCACCAGUUCGCCCACCAGUUCCCCCCACGCCAAUGGCAAUCGGAAGCGGAUCGAACGCUCCUUGAUGCCGGGAGCCGCUCUGGAAUGGCGGCGGGAGCGGGAGCGUGGUCGCCAGAACGCCAACUUCCUGGUGCCUCCCCUCCGCCAGUACGAGCAACUGGAUCUGGACGACACGGCCGUGGUGCAGCAACUGCGUCGGCACAUCAUAGAUCACCAUCUGCUGAGGGUGUACGGCUUUCCCGUGGAGUCGGUGGUCCAUGAGGGCGCCAUCGAAAUCUUCAAGUGCCUGCCGCACAUGAGCUUCGCAGCUGCGCUGGCGGAAACCGCACCGGCAGUCACGGUGAUCAACUACCACGACGGACUGACCAACCGCGCUGAGGAGGAGGUGGCCACCUCGACCGACUCCGGCAACAGUUCGCCCCGCUCCUUGGACUCCGAAUCGGGCGGCGAGUGGAGCGGCAGCGAGUGCGAGUCCUCGAACCUAUCGUCCUCCUCCGCCGGCGACGCCGAGCUGAGUCUCGAGCUCAAGUACUGCCAGUAUGUGCAGGUGGAAAGGAGUCUGGCCAAGCCCUGUGCGCGCUGCAAGCGCCACUUUCUGGUGGACGAGCUGACGGGCCAAUACCUGACCCACGAGGAGUGCCACUACCACUCCGGCAAGUACCAACGCUACUACGAUGGCGUCUGCCACGGACGCUGGACGUGCUGCAACGAGGGCGAGGAAUCCUCGCCGGGAUGCUGCCUGGGCGACCGGCAUGUGUGGACGGGAUCGGUGGUGGGGGUCAAUGGGCCCUACUACGACUUCGUUAGGACCGAGCAGCGAGGAUCCGGCGAGGACGAGCCCGCCGUGUACGCCCUGGACUGCGAGAUGAGCUAUACGGGUCGUGGUCUGGACGUGACCAAGGUCUCCCUGGUGGCACUCAAUGGCCAAUUGGUGUAUGAGCAUUUUGUUCGGCCCGAGUGCGACAUAAUUGACUACAACACCCAGUAUUCGGGCAUUACGGAAAGGGAUCUGCGUUCCGGAGCCAAGAGUCUGGCCGAGGUGCAGCGGGAUCUGCUCGAGCUGAUCACGGCGGACACCAUCCUCAUCGGACACGGGCUGGACAACGAUCUGCGGGCACUGCGCUUGGUGCACAACACCCUGAUCGACACCUCCAUCAGCUUCCCGCACUGCAGUGGGUUUCCCUACCGCCGCGCCCUGCGUCACCUGACCAAGGUGCACCUGAAGCGGGAGAUCCAGAGCGGUGAUGGCACCACGGGACACAGCAGCUUCGAGGACUCGCGGGCCUGCAUGGAGCUGAUGCUGUGGAGGGUCAACCGCGAGCUGGAUCCCACUUGGAGCUGGGACGAUUGAGGGGGCUCGAUCGCGGGGGGCGGAUCGGUAACAUUUGGGGGCCAGCAAGUACUUUUAGUUGUUAAGCCAGUAGGUACUAGUUCGCCUAGUUUGUACUAGUACUGUAUUCAAACACAAACAAAACACAAUCGUAAAAUCUCAGCUGGGUUGCUCACCUGGCAAUCGGUUUCUAUAACACCGACUAACUGACUUAUCUCGGUUAAGCUCGUACAUAAUGUAUAUAGGGCCCCAUUGCCAGGGGUUCGCUCGGCGUAUAUAUAAAGUAAAUCGCAAAAUUGAAAUGACAAAAAAUGGCGAGAGAAGAGCAAGCGAGGAAUGAGGAAGGAGGAAAGAGGAAAGAGGAAUAAGGAAAGAGGAGGAUAAGCACAUAAUUAUAUGCGGUACAUAAGGUACAUUUUGUAAGCGUAUAUUUAUAGAGAAAUAGUACUUUAAUCUACAUAUGUAUAUACACAUAUUGUUUUUUUUUUUCUUGAUUAAUUUCGAACCACGAGAAAAUGUACUGAAGUUUUAACUGUGAUGUUUUUUCACUUUCUCACAUAUUUACACGACAAACGGAAAUGAAAAGUAAAAGCUUACAAAAAGAAUAGAAAAAUACAAAAAUGCAAAAAUACAAAAAUAUAUACAUACCCGCACACACAUUAUUUUGUUAAGAAACGCAAAAGAAAGGCAAUCCAAAUAAGUUUAAUUUUCGACCAAAACUUUCAACUAAAAUCACUCCAUUUAUCUUUCAUUUAUCAUUUACCAUUAGUUUUCGUUUUGUAUCGUUUCGUUUCGUUUCGUUUUUUUUUACCGCCAAUCAUUUCGUUUAUUUUUAUUUUUAUUUUUUUACGAAUAAAGCAUCUCAUAUACAAAAGGAAACGAAGGAAAGUAAAGUUUAACUUGAACUACUUUAUACACUAUGCAUAAUCGUAAGUUAGGUUAACCUUAUGUUUUCUGCAAACGUUUUGAUUAUUUAUUUAACGAAUCACGCGACAAGUUCAUUGAAAAUUUCUUCAAGUGUACAAUUUUCCACAUUGAACUCCAUCCUAGGCUAAGAAAUACUUUUCAUUUUCUCUCCAGAAACUGUCGACGUUUAACUAUUGUUCCUCGAUUCUGUUCCAUUUGUGAAACGAGCCGAGGAAUACUUUAUUUGAAAAUCGAUGUUCCUAGCAGAAUAAGUUUCAGCACAAAUAUGUACACUGCACCAAGCAGAUGUCUUUAUAUUGAACGGAAAGAAUGAGAAGAGUAAUGCAAAUGCACAACGAAAAUUUCAAGAGAAUAAA
Drosophila teissieri is the source of this 4436-nucleotide messenger RNA. RefSeq lists its product as uncharacterized. Lineage: Eukaryota; Metazoa; Arthropoda; Insecta; Diptera; Drosophilidae. The record is from RefSeq and is a predicted model, not a curated record. Gene Ontology annotation, cellular component: nucleus. The coding region runs from base 553 to 3174 and encodes 873 amino acids. The transcript has 3 exons. Gene Ontology annotation, molecular function: nucleic acid binding; exonuclease activity.